AUGUCCCGUCUUCUCGCCUUCAGCAUUCUCUUCCUCACAUUCCUGUCCUUUUCCACAGCCGCGCCGACCGAAGAACCAUCGCUAUUCUCGAAGAUUCUGAAGGAGUACAAGGACUUGUUGCCUUCCGAAGUCGUCGAAGCGUACAAGAGCCUGACAGAUGCCGACAAAGCGGCCCUGAAGUCGGUGUUCAAGAACUACAAGAACUACAAGAACGAGAAGGAGUUGAUCGCGGCGCUGAAGGAAGCGUCGCCGGAGCUCGGCGCCAAGGCCGAGAAGUUGUACGGCGAGUUGCAGAAGAAGAUCGCUGGGCUCAGCGAGGAGCCGAAGAAGUUCGUGGACGCACUGAUCGCCGGAGGAAGAGCACUUCACGCGCAGUCUGUCAGUGGGGAGAAGAUCGACGGAACGGCCAUCAAGACUCUCAUUCAGGAGUGAGCAUUUAUGCCGCGUCCAAUGUCUCGGAAAAACCGUAAAAACCGCAAGUUUUUCUGUCCAAAGUCGGCCGAAAUUCGCGUGAAAAACGGGGGUGCGCACAGCUCAAUGAGUGUAACGGUACCCCUAAAACUGCGGUAUUUUUUGAAAAUUUGCGCAAGAAAUUUGAAUAUUUUCAAAUAACCUCAAGAAAUUAACAAAUUUUCAAAAAAUACCGUAGUUUUAGGGGUACGGUUACACUCAUUGAGCUGUGCACACCCCCGUUUUUCACGCAAAUUUCGGCCGACUUUGGACAGAAAAAUCUGCGGUUUUUACGGUUUUUUCGAGACAUUGGACGCGGCAUUAGGCAUUGAAUUUUGAACAUUUUUAAUUAUAAGUGUAUACUUACAGACAAGUCAGCGCCUAUAAAUUGCUCUCAACUGGCGCGCAGGAUGAGCUGAAGACCACUUUCCCGGGAGUGACGAAGUUCCUUCAAGACGAAAAAGUUCAGAAUCUGAUUGCCAAACUUGUUGAGAAGAAUAAUAAUAACUAG
Caenorhabditis sp. 36 PRJEB53466 is the source of this 961-nucleotide messenger RNA. The record is from the annotation of a GenBank genome assembly. Lineage: Eukaryota; Metazoa; Nematoda; Chromadorea; Rhabditida; Rhabditidae.